AUGCCGCUUGCAUCCUGCGUUCCGAUCCCAACAACGGUCAUCUUGGACCACCACGACUCCUACACGCGCAAUCUCUUGGUGCUCUUCUCGCAACUCUUCUCCGCUCCGCCACCCCAACCUCGAGUCGGAGCUUCAGCCGGGAUCGCCACGAUCGAUGUUGGCGCUCGACACGUGCAAGAUCAAGAUCGACAAGGGGACGGAACACUCCCGGCGAGGCGAUGGCUCGAGAAAGGAUGGCAACAACGUGUUGUCGUCAUCAAUGUCGAUGAUAUCACAUGGUACGUGCGGCUCAUAAACCUGUGUGCUCUCAUCGGCCCUCGCACGUGACUCAUCGCAGUUGAUCGUGCUUCUCCCCGUCUCCUCUCUUCCUCACCCGCUCCUCGUUCGGCAAUUUCCCAGGGAACGCUUUGUUUCAACCAUCCUACCGCAUGCAUCGUGUAUCAUCCUUGGACCAGGACCAGGAAACCCAAGUCGGACGUCGGAUUUCUCAUGGUCAGAAAGAUUGAUCAAAAACUUCGGUCACCGAUUGCCCAUUUUGGGCAUGUGCCUCGGCCAUCAGGGCCUCGCAACAAGCUUUGGAGGAAAGGUGAGUCAGGCCUUGCAAAAUCGCCUCAGCUGCUCGUCGAUGUAUUGACACUGGGUGUGGUUUCCGUGAUCAUCUAGGUUGGGCGAGCCAGGGAACCUAGACACGGGCAAAUUUCGAUGAUUCGACUGCCGACGAGCAACACCCACGUGGCCCCGAUUGAUCCUUUAUUCGCCGGAAUUCCUUCGACGUUCGAAGCAGUUCAGUUCAACUCGCUCGUCGUCUCUCCGCAAGAACUUCCGGAUGAGCUUCAAGUCAUUGCUUGGACUGACAAUGGCGGCCGGGACGAGAUUAUGGCGUUGCGCCAUCGGAGCAAGCCGCUCUGGGGUGUACAAUUCCAUCCAGAAGUAUGUUCCGAUGGCCUGUCGAACCACAAAUGAUUCAAUCUGAUCUAUUAUUCUCUUGCUUGCCGCAGUCCAUCUGCUCUACACACGGCUCGACAAUUCUGUCCAACUUUCUCUCGCUGGCCUCGGCUCAUCAUGCCGAGCAUGGCAACCCAAGCCCAACUCUCCCUCUGCCCCUGGACGUACGCGCUCUGACUACGUCGUAUAAACGAGGCCUUCCGAACGUCAUCCCCGAUGUUCCGGCUGAACCACCGUCGUACCGGGCUUGGCGAUGGGAGCAACGCACAAUCGAGCUGGACAAUGCGAGUGAGAGGACACCGCAAGAGGUUUUUGAAGGACUUGUCAAGGGUGUGAAUGACCUGGGAGAAGUGUGGCUGGAUUCUGCAAGGGUGAGAGCACACACUCACACCACUCUUGAGUGCCUUUGACCCUAUGACGUGCUCAUGGAUAUGGUUUCGUGCUCCACAGCCCACUGGAUUGCCUCAAUUCUCGUACGUCUUCGUGCCUCAAACCACUUGGACUCACACUCGACCCGCCAACACGAUCCUCGUCCGACACGACUCCUCGGACGAGUCCCUGAGCUACCAGCUCGAAGGACCUCACACCCUUUUCUCCACCCUCGGAACCGCUCAGGCAACUCUCAAACGACACACUCGUCGCCUCAACCCCGAACUCCCUUCUUUCCCCGUCGGCUUCGUGGGGUAUUUCGGCUACGAGAUGAAGGAAGUCUCGUUGCCGCUUUCGACUUCAGCGGCGACCGUGCAAGCAGAACGAACGGAUGCCGAAUUCGCGUUCGCGAGUCGACUCUUGACUUUCGCGCACGAGACGGGCAAGUGGUACGCUACGGCUUUGGUUCGACUGGAUGGUUCCUCAACGGUUGGUAACGAUGCUUCGAAGACGGGAUUGGAAGCGGAUUUGGGAAUCGAUGAGCCCGGAUAUAAGACUUGGAUGGCGACAGUUCGAGCUUUCUUUGCUCAGCCUCGGUCAUCGACAUCCACCUUGCCCAUGGCGAGUGGAACCACCGUUCUCCCGACACUCGUGCCUGAUCAGGACCGAGAGUCGUACAUCUCGUCGAUCGAACAGGCGAAAGAAUAUAUCACCGCCGGGGAAUCAUACGAACUUUGCCAGACGACACAGUUCCGAACGACGGUCGACCCCACCCUAGCUUCGGAUCCUUACCCACUCUACCUCUCGUUGCGAUCCUCGAACCCGGCGCCGUACUCGUCCUACCUCCGCCUUCCUCGUUCCAAGCUCUCGCUCCUGUCUUCCUCUCCCGAGCGCUUUAUGCGCAUUACUUCGGACGGCCACGUCGAAAUGAAACCCAUCAAGGGCACCGUCAAACGAUGUCUCGACAACGAGGCAGAAGAUCAACGAAGAAAAGAGAGUCUGGAGAAGGACGAAAAGGAACGCGCCGAGAACCUCAUGAUCGUCGAUUUGUGUCGCAAUGACUUAUUGGCGUUCUGCGAGGUUCAGAGUGUGUCGGUGCCGAAAUUGAUGAAGGUCGAGACGUACCAAACGGUCCAUCAGUGAGUUCGGUCAUCAAACCUUCCCAAUUCAGUCAUCUGGCUGACUGGUUGUUCUUCUUAGACUCGUGACGAGCGUGGUCGGCCAAUUGACGCCAGCAGUGAACCCCUUCGAGGCCGUCCAGCGAGCGUUCCCACCAGGUACGUCAUCCUGCUGCUUAUCCCCAUUUCGCAGUUGACUGACGCUUCGAGCAAACAUCCAUCACUCAUCCUCAGGAUCCAUGACGGGUGCACCCAAACUUCGAUCGCUCAAGUUGCUCGAAGACCUGGAAGGUCAUCGAGCCCGAGGUGUUUACUCCGGCGUCUUUGGCUACGUCGCCGUCGACGGCACGACGGACUUUUCCGUCGUGAUCCGCACACUUGUAUUCAACGAUACCCGUAGGUCUUGACAGUAUACAUAUCAUGCGCACCAUCUUUACUGAUCAAAGAUGCCGCGGUGUGUGCGCAGAAUUGACCCUCGGCGCAGGUGGAGCGAUCACCUAUCUGUCAGACGCGGCCAAGGAAUGGGACGAAGUCUUGACCAAGAAGGAAGCGGUUAUGAAGUGCUUCACUUAG
This is a messenger RNA of Microbotryum saponariae, 3005 nucleotides long. Lineage: Eukaryota; Fungi; Basidiomycota; Microbotryomycetes; Microbotryales; Microbotryaceae. The record is from the annotation of a GenBank genome assembly.